AUGGAGGGAAGCGAAAUUGGAGAAAAUGGAAGGAGAAAGGAGGUUGAAGGAAGUGAUAUUGUAGAGAAAGAAAAUGAAGAGGAUUUGAAGAAGAUUAUUGCAAGCCAUCCUUUGUAUGAAGUAUUGAUUGAAUCUCACAUGAACUGUUUGAAGGUAGGGUCUGAGGAAGCUGGAGAGCUUGAUAUCACAACUGAUGCAUGGAAGAAUUUGAUCAACUCAAAUUCCAAAGCAACUUGUAGUCUAGAGCUAGACACUUCAGAUCUUGAUCACUUCAUGGAAGCAUAUUGUAUGACACUGAAGACGCUCAAAGAAGCGACAGAGGAACCAGCAAAAGAAGCAAAAUCUUUCAUUAAUACCACGUAUAUUCAACUGAAGGAACUUAGUGAGGCAAAUAAUCCAGAGCUUUUGAUAAGCAGCAAGGACCUUGAUGAUGGAUUCUCACCUUAG
Molecule: messenger RNA, 447 nt
Organism: Lotus japonicus
Lineage: Eukaryota; Viridiplantae; Streptophyta; Magnoliopsida; Fabales; Fabaceae
Product: protein KNATM-like
Exons: 3
Coding region: 1-447 (148 amino acids)
Cellular component (GO): nucleus
Molecular function (GO): DNA binding
Source: RefSeq, a predicted model, not a curated record